AUGAUACCUUCAUAUACUCAGAAAGAUGUCCCAGUCUUUGAACGUAUAUCAACUUGGGAUGAAUUCAAAGGUUAUUGCAAUAACAGCAUGGAUAGAUAUACUGUUCUUCUAUUCUGGGUAGCAUGGCAUCCCCCUUGUGAUGAUUUCAAGAAAUUAUUUCAGGAGUUUGCAAAAGGAAAGCAUCUCUCAGCUCCUGUUUAUGCUGAUGAAGAUAGUCCUAGGAUAUAUGGAAACUACUUAUGGUGAAAUACAGAGAAAAGCAAAGAAUUAUUUAAGAAUUGAAUUCAUUUUCAGACAUAUAGUAAUUCUAAGAUAGAUUAUUCUUCAUCAACUUUGAUUCCAAAGUCAAGAAGAUUUGAGACCACUAAAUAAAAUUUUGGAUAAUCCCUUUGAGACUAAAGGAGUCCCAAGCAUUGCUGUCUAUGACAUGUGUAAGUAUGGCAUUGAUGGCUUUAUAGUGCAUAGAGAAGCUACCUUGUUCGAUUGCCCAGAAGUUGACAGUUUUACAGAGUAUAUACAGAAAUUGCAUCUCCAGUAUUUCAAAGUUUUUGAAAGUACCAAAGAAGAAGCUUUUGAAAGGAUAGAUAAAAUGAUUUAAACAAUCACCUAUCUUAGCAUUUAUUAAAGGGCAUACUAGUGACUGUGAGAAUGAAUGUGCAGAACUCUGUGAGUAUUUCGAUGAUCUCAGGCUCAGAUUCAAUAGCUUUAAUGUUCUCUCAGAUCCUGAGAUAAGACAAUGGCUUAAAUAUUACACCAAGGUAAAUUCCUACCCACAAGUCUUUGUCAGAGGAAAAUUCAUUGGAGGUAUAAAUAUCAUCAAGGCAAUCAUGACUAAAGACGAGCUUCUUGAAAUUGUUCCUAAGGAAUCAGUCAAAAGAUCAGCUUUGGAAAGAAUGAAGACGAUAACUUCUAAGAAUUUUAUUACUGUGUUUAUGAAGGGAACUCCUGAUAAGCCCAAGAAUGAGUAUCAAUCUGAGUUGAUAAAUUGUCUAAAUGAUCAUAAAUUCACUUUUGGAUAUUAUGAUAUCACCCUAGAUUCAAACCUUAGAGAGCAAAUGAAGGAAUACACCGGGUGAAACUCUUACCCUCAGGUUUUCUUGAACCAGAAGUUUUAUUCUGAUUCUAGUAAUUUUAUGGAGCUACUUAAUUCAGGUAAAGCUUUGUCUAUCAUUCCUACAACUGAGAUAGUGAUGAAACCUGAAGAUAAACUAAUAAAUUUACUUUCCCAAGCGCGUAUUGUAGUACUCAUAGAAGGAGAAAAACUUGCUCCAGAAGCGAAAAGCUCAAUGGAGAUGAUUGAUUUCAUGUAUCGCUCCAAAAUACCAUGAGUGUAUGGCAAUGUUAGUUUGAAAGCCAACCCAGAACUCCGGAAAGCAGCUAUUUCAUAUUCUAAGUGGUGUGAUUUCCCUCAGAUAUACUACGAUGGUAAGCUCUUAGGUGAUCCUAUCAUUGCUAUGACUUUGCUACCAUCUCUUAACUAUGAAUAAAUGUUGAUAUUUAAGAUUUAAAAUUUUGACAAA
Messenger RNA from Moneuplotes crassus, 1520 nucleotides. Lineage: Eukaryota; Ciliophora; Spirotrichea; Euplotida; Euplotidae. The record is from the annotation of a GenBank genome assembly.